Messenger RNA from Trichosurus vulpecula (common brushtail), 1813 nucleotides. RefSeq names its product notchless homolog 1 (gene NLE1). Gene Ontology annotation, cellular component: nucleolus. The coding region runs from base 7 to 1464 and encodes 485 amino acids. The record is from RefSeq and is a predicted model, not a curated record. The transcript has 13 exons. Gene Ontology annotation, molecular function: protein binding. NCBI's taxonomy places the organism in Eukaryota, Metazoa, Chordata, Mammalia, Diprotodontia, Phalangeridae. Gene Ontology annotation, biological process: ribosomal large subunit assembly; Notch signaling pathway.
CUCGGGAUGGCGGCAGAAGAGAGUGACGAGGUGGUGCGUGGGGAUGUGCAGCGGCUUCUGGUCCAGUUCCAAGACGAGGGCGGGCAGCUCUUGGGCUCGCCCUUCGACGUGCCCGUGGACAUCACCCCGGACAAACUCCAGCUCGUCUGUAAUGCGCUGUUGAAUAAGGAGGACCCCCUCCCCUUGGCCUUUUAUGUCCAUGACUCAGAGAUCAUCACUUCACUGGAAAAGACGCUUGAGUCCAAGUCUGUGGAGACUGAAAAAGUCCUUGACAUCAUUUACCAGCCUCAAGCUGUGUUCCGGGUCCGAGCCAUCACCCGCUGUACCAGCUCCCUAGAGGGUCACACUGAGGCUGUCAUCUCUGUGGCCUUCAGCCCCACUGGGAAGUAUCUGGCCAGCGGUUCCGGAGACACCACUGUUCGCUUCUGGGAUCUCAAUACAGAAACUCCCCACUUCACAUCCAGGGGUCACAGGCAUUGGGUCCUCAGCAUUGCCUGGUCUCCGGAUGGCAAGAAACUGGCCUCAGGCUGUAAGAAUGGUCAAAUUCUCCUGUGGGACCCAAACACGGGGAAGCAGUUGGGCAGGGCCCUUGCUGGACAUAGCAAGUGGAUCACAGGACUGAGCUGGGAGCCGUUGCACACGAACCCCGAGUGCCGCUACGUGGCCAGUAGCUCCAAGGAUGGCAGCGUGCGGGUCUGGGACACAACUGUUGGCCGGUGCGACCGCAUCCUCACUGGGCACACCCAGUCGGUUACCUGUAUCAGAUGGGGAGGGGACGGCCUUCUCUACUCAGCCUCCCAAGACCGAACCAUCAAAGUGUGGCGGGCUCAUGAUGGGGUGCUCUGCAGGACACUACAGGGGCAUGCUCACUGGGUGAACACCAUGGCACUUAGUACUGACUACGUCCUUCGAACAGGUGCCUUUGAGCCGGCAGAGGCCUCAGUUAACCCCAAGGACGUCCAAGGCUCCUUGCAGGAGCUGAAGGAGAGAGCCCUGGGCCGUUACAACCAAAUGAGGGGCCUGGGCCCAGAGAGAUUGGUCUCGGGCUCCGAUGACUUCACGCUGUUCCUGUGGUCCCCGUCAGAGGACAAGAAGCCCCUGCAGCGGAUGCUGGGGCACCAGGCCCUCAUCAAUCAGGUGCUCUUCUCCCCUGACGCUCGCAUCAUCGCUAGUGCCUCCUUCGACAAGUCUAUCAAGUUGUGGGAAGGCAAGACCGGCAAGUAUCUGGCCUCCCUCCGAGGCCACGUGGCAGCUGUGUACCAGAUCGCCUGGUCUGCAGACAGCCGGCUCCUGGUGAGUGGAAGCAGCGACAGUACCCUCAAGGUGUGGGACGUGAAGACACGAAAGCUAGCUGUGGACCUCCCUGGUCAUGCUGAUGAGGUGUUUGCUGUAGACUGGAGUCCGGACGGCCAGCGGGUAGCAAGUGGUGGGAAGGACAAAUGUCUCCGAAUAUGGAGGAGGUGAGAUCCAAGGAGCCUUUCCACCCCUUCCCCUCUCAUACCCUAAAUCCAAUUCCAUCUGUACCACCACUAGCCAUCUUGGGGCUGCAGGCAGGCUGGCUUGUCAGGAGGUGGGACAGGUAUUCUACAGUCAGCCAUGGCCCUAGGACCGAAAAGUGGUUAAUGCGACUCUCAGAGAUGUCUGAUGCAGCUGGAGACAGACACGGCAAGGUGUGUGACAAGAGUCAGUGACCUUGGACCCUGAGCUGGCGCCUAGAGGAGACCAGGGGGCAGGCCUCCACACCUGCAGCUUUUUAUUCCCUUCUAAAUGUCGACUUCCUACAGAGUAGGAUGCCUCUGUUUUUGCCAAAUAA